This is a messenger RNA of Geodia barretti, 336 nucleotides long. The record is from the annotation of a GenBank genome assembly. NCBI's taxonomy places the organism in Eukaryota, Metazoa, Porifera, Demospongiae, Tetractinellida, Geodiidae.
AUGCCAGACACCUGCGCAAGGUACGCCAAGCGCGGGUCAGGAAAAAAGGUAUCGGGGACAGCGGAACGGCCUCGGUUGUCGGUGUUCCGGAGUCUGAAGCACAUAUACGCUCAGGUGAUUGACGAUUCCACUGGACGUACAAUAGCCCUGAGGGGCACUGCAGAUGCCGCCAAUGGUCCCAAGAUUGAUAUCUCGGCUUCGGUAGGCAAAGUGUUGGCCGAACGGGCCCUGACAGCCGGAGUAACCCAGGUUGUCUUUGACCGGGGCGGUUGCAAGUAUCAUGGGCGCGUGAAGGCGUUGGCCGACGGGUCCCGCGAAGGCGGCCUAAAGUUCUAG